Messenger RNA from Cucumis melo (muskmelon), 618 nucleotides. RefSeq names its product protein RADIALIS-like 3. Gene Ontology annotation, molecular function: DNA-binding transcription factor activity. The record is from RefSeq and is a predicted model, not a curated record. NCBI's taxonomy places the organism in Eukaryota, Viridiplantae, Streptophyta, Magnoliopsida, Cucurbitales, Cucurbitaceae. The transcript has 2 exons. The coding region runs from base 141 to 431 and encodes 96 amino acids.
CAUUCAUAUCCUCCUCUCUCUUUCUUCUUUCGCCGACACACAUAUUCUUCCAACUUGCUUCCUAUAUUUCAUAUAUAGAUCUCUCUCAUUUCUUCUUUACAUCUCCCAAAAAAUAAAAAAAAAAAAUCCCUUUUUAUCCAAUGGCUUCGAGCUCUUUGAAGCAGCAACGACCGGAGACGACGUGGACACCAAAGCAAAACAAGCUGUUCGAGAAAGCAUUGGCAUUGUACGACAAAGAUACGCCUGAGAGAUGGCAAAAUAUUGCCACCGCGGUCGGUGGGAAGUCGGCCGAUGAAGUUCAAAGACACUAUGAGAUACUCUUGGAAGAUCUCCGGCAGAUCGAGUCCGGUCGUGUUCCUAUUCCCAAUUACCGAGGCACUAGCAAUCGAGAUGAAGAGUUGAGGCUGUUAAAGUAUCUGAAGCUUCAAUGAAGAACUUGCCUACCACUACCACUAUUCUCUUUCAAUCUCUCAUCAAACACAAGUGGCUCACUUGGCCUAGGUGUAUUCAUAGACAUUCUAAUGUACAAGUUUUAUAUCUUUUAAAUGAACUUUCUCUCAAUAAAAAGUGUACAACCAACAAUCUAUUUUAAUAUAAUUUCAUUUGCAUUUAACAUAA